AUGGUGUCAGCUUACUGCUGCUCAAGCCCGGCCUUCUGCGCCGACGGGAGCGAAAGCUCCAUUUGGGAAUGCUGUGCCUAUGGUAGCUGCAAUAUCUUCUGCUGCAAUUGCGAUGGAGGGUGUAUCACGGCGUCUAAAAAGAGAUCCUGGACUGAUUGGGGCCAUGGCCGUGGCUGUUCACCAUUUCCUGGCGCCUUUGAUGCCGAUGAGGUAUGCCCAGCCACAAUCAGCGACGACCAAUGUGUCAUCGACAAACUCGACGCCUUAGACGGCAACCUCGACGGAAGGGUUUCUCUGGCCGAAGUUCUUGCCAGUCCCGACAUUGUCCGGCCAUUGAUAACCCAGCUGGACCUGGAUCCCGAGGAUAUCAAGGUCAAGAUGACUGAGCUCUUCAACAUCUUUGAUACCAACAAGGAUGGUUAUUUGGACCUUGCCGAGGCAAGUGCCCGCCAAGUUGUCAAGAUCUCAAAAUGA
Molecule: messenger RNA, 474 nt
Organism: Exophiala spinifera
Lineage: Eukaryota; Fungi; Ascomycota; Eurotiomycetes; Chaetothyriales; Herpotrichiellaceae
Exons: 1
Coding region: 1-474 (157 amino acids)
Molecular function (GO): calcium ion binding
Source: RefSeq, a predicted model, not a curated record